This is a messenger RNA of Nilaparvata lugens (brown planthopper), 1460 nucleotides long. RefSeq names its product ketimine reductase mu-crystallin. The transcript is spliced from 6 exons. Gene Ontology annotation, cellular component: cytoplasm. The record is from RefSeq and is a predicted model, not a curated record. Gene Ontology annotation, molecular function: hormone binding. NCBI's taxonomy places the organism in Eukaryota, Metazoa, Arthropoda, Insecta, Hemiptera, Delphacidae. Bases 211 to 1179 code for a protein of 322 amino acids.
GGCGCAUAGCUCAAAACUUUAAACUUUAAUUGAACUAACCUCUUUUCGUCAAUAUCUCUUGGUCUUAUCUAAUAUUUUUCAUUUGCGUUUAUUGCGGUGAGCCGUUGGGUGAGGUUUGUUUGAAUGUAAAGCAACUUUUCAAUCAACUGAAUUGUUAUUGUUUAUUAUUGGAAUAAUAUUUUUCUACAUUCAGAUUGGAUUGCCUCAAAAAUGUCGUCACAACAACCUCUUUUUUUGUCAGAUGAAACUGUCAAGUCCUUACUGAAAUGGGAAACUUUAAUUCCAGCAGUUGAAGGAGCAAUGCGAGAUUUGUCGAAAAAAGAUGUACUUCAACCUCCACGUCUCAUUUUACCUAUUCCAUCUAAAAAUGGAGCUUUACUAGCAAUGCCUGCGUUUAGCAAGUCCGAAUCAGCCCUAGGAUGUAAGAUAGUCACAUCGUUCCAGAACAACCAAGAGAAGGGCUUACCGUCCAUUAUGGGCACAAUACUUUUCAUGGACUCUGAUACUGGAAAAUUGAAAGUGAUAAUGGAGGGAACAGAGAUAACAGCAUGGAGGACGGCAGCUGCAUCAGUGGUCGCAACCAAGCAUCUACAUGUGGGCGAGAAGAAAGUGCUCGCUAUUCUGGGGGCCGGAACCCAGGGGAGGAUUCAUGCGCUUGCCAUGCGUCACUAUUUCAACUUCCACGAGGUUCGUAUCUGGAACAGGACCGAGUCGCGUGCCAAAGCGUUGUGCAGCGAGCUUGGUUCGUGGGCGACUCACUACAGCAACAAGGAGAGGUGUGUGAGGGACGCUGACGUCAUCGUCACAGCCACCUACUCACCCACUCCAAUUGUUCGUCUCAGUUGGCUCAAGCCGGGCGCUCAUAUCAAUGCAAUUGGAUUCGGUGUGAAACAUCACAACGAGCUGGAGGAUGAGAUCUACAAAUCGGAGAGCACAGUUGUUUGGGUCGACCACAUGGAGGCUGCUCAGAAAGAGUUAGCCGAACUCAUAAAUAACGGUGUGCGCAUGCGCGGAGAGGUUGGACAGGCCAUGACACUCACCCACGCGCAAACUCAAUCCAGCAAUAUCACUGUUUUUCAUUCUCUUGGGAUGGCGGUUGAAGACGUUGUAGCAGCCAAAGUCGUAUUUGAAGCUCACAAGGAAAAGAUUGAUGCUGCUAAUAACAGACCUUCCAAUUGAAUUUUUGGACUUUAGGAAUUUCCAAUUUUUUAGCAAUCGAUUUUCUAUUUAUCACUCGUAAAUUCGUGAAUUUCUACCACCUUGAUCCUGAUCAAGGCUAUUGUAAACAAAUAUCAUUAUGAGUUUCUGAAACACUGGCCAUUAUUUUAUAUAAGAUAUUCCAUAACUGAAUAUUUUUCUAUUGUUUGAAAGUAUUUGAAUAAAUAUAUUAUAUUCUAUUGUUAUUACAUAUACAUAUUGUGUAUUUAAAAAUAUAUUAUUCUCUUUAUUCUCGCAAUUGA